AUGCCGGGUUCAGACGAUAGAGCGACUACUGUCAACAAGUUCGGCCAGCCAGUCGGGUUUGCGCUGUCGGAUUGGAGCCCUCCUCCGUUCCCACCGCAGAAGACGUUGAUGGGACGUUACUGUCAUCUUGAACCAUUGAUCGCCGAUUGCCACGCCCAAGAGCUAUGGGCUCGAGUUGAGAAGUGGUGUCUGGAUGGUGAACAUGCUCGUGACCCGCAAUUCUAUGCUAUCAUGGUGGACGGGCAUGCCGUAGGUGUGACCGCGUACUUGCGCAUCGUGCCAAAUCACGGAGCCAUUGAGAUCGGCCAUGUCUACUACUCAUCACUGUUGGCCAAGACUCGUGCUGCCACAGAAGCGAUGUAUCUGCUUGCGGACAACGCUUUUAAGCUCGGCUACCGACGCUACGAGUGGAAGUGCGAUAGCCUCAACCAGCCGUCACGCAACGCUGCCGCACGACUUGGCUUUACGUACGAAGGCACAUUCCGCCAACUCGUCGGGGCUAAAGAAGGCCUUUGA
Molecule: messenger RNA, 516 nt
Organism: Phytophthora nicotianae INRA-310
Lineage: Eukaryota; Oomycota; Peronosporomycetes; Peronosporales; Peronosporaceae
Exons: 3
Coding region: 1-516 (171 amino acids)
Molecular function (GO): protein-N-terminal-alanine acetyltransferase activity; protein N-terminal-serine acetyltransferase activity
Source: RefSeq, a predicted model, not a curated record